Messenger RNA from Phodopus roborovskii (desert hamster), 1291 nucleotides. RefSeq names its product inducible T-cell costimulator. The record is from RefSeq and is a predicted model, not a curated record. Lineage: Eukaryota; Metazoa; Chordata; Mammalia; Rodentia; Cricetidae. Gene Ontology annotation, biological process: cell-cell adhesion; T cell tolerance induction; T cell costimulation. Bases 7 to 609 code for a protein of 200 amino acids. The transcript is spliced from 5 exons.
GCAGACAUGAAGUCAUAUCUGUGGUAUGCCUUUGCCCUCUGCUUCCAAAUCGGGGUUUUAACAGGAAAAACCAAUGACUCAGACAAGCAUAAGAUGUUUUCAUUUUACAAUGGAGGUAUACAGAUUUCUUGCGAGUACCCUGAGACCACCCAACAGCUAAAAAUGCAGUUGUUCAAAGGGGAAGAAGUCCUCUGUGAGUUCACCAAGACCAAGGGAAAUGUUGGGUCCAGCAAGAAUCCCAAGUCCUGUCCAUAUCAGUUGUCCAACAACAGUGUCUCUUUUUUCCUAAACAACCUGGACAGCUCCCAGAGCAGCUAUUACUUCUGUAGCCUGUUGAUUUUUGACCCACCUCCUUUUCAAGAAAAUACUCUUCCUGGAGAAUAUUUGCAUAUAUACGAAUCAGAAUCACAGCUUUGCUGCCCGCUGAAGCUCUGGUUGCCCAUAGGAUGCUCAGUUUUUAUUGUGGUAUACAUUUUUGGGUGCAUAUUUAUCUUCUGGUUUGCAAAAAAGAAGUAUGGAUCCAGUGUGCAUGACCCCAAUAGUGAAUACAUGAUCAUGGCAGCAGUCAACACAAACAAAAAAUCUAGACUUGCAGGUGUGACACCUUAAUCUGGAGUACUCUGGCACCUAUGGAGGAACCACACUGACCAGUUCUCCUGAAAGUUGAACUGAGAAAUUCUAUUUUCUGGAUCACGGGGCAUCUGAUUUGAUGUGACUACAGGAAUCUCCUUUGAGUAUUUUGUUUGUCUGGAUCAGUGACUACUAGGCCCUCAGAAUUUCAACAGACUGCCUGGGAAUUUCUGAGUUCUUCUAAAGCAAACACCUUCUUAUAGAGGGUCCAGCUCAUGUGUACUCAACAAACAGACAUCACUUGGUUAGAAUCCCCCACUCUCUGCACCUGCUUCUAGCUACACACUGGCCAGUAAAACAAACACAUCUACAACAUGUUCACAAAAUGCUACGGGUAUUAAUCUGUAAAGCACACAGGCAGUCAAUGGCCAGCAUCUGCCCUCAUUUUUCAGAUUACUUUUUCUUGCUGUAGGGAUCAGUAUUCUUUCUAGAACCGACAGUAGAGGGAGAUGCUUCAUAACAGUAGCUCUUGUGUUUCUGAGAUGUUGGUGUAUAUACUACAUUGAACUCAUAUAUUAGUACCAACACAACAUUCUCUUCCAACUUCUACACUCCAGUGAUCACUGCUUGAGGGGUAUAGAUGCCUUAUCUUGCCUUCAAUUUUCCCUUUAAAGAUACUUCCACAUGUCUACUUGGCAGGCUGCAGACUACAAUUUUUUAC